AGUGUCUCCUCCAGGUCCGUUAUCUCCUCACCUGACUCUGUGAAUCAAUGGGCAGAGCAGCCUGGCAGGUCGGAAGAAAUUAGCCGACCCGACUCUAACCUGGUUCCUGAGACCAACGCAUCGGAUGCGAAGCUUGAUGAGGCAGAAGAGAAGACCUUCUCGGAACUUGAGGCUUUGGACUCAAUUCGAGUUGCUGUAUGUGAUAUAAAUCCUGGCAGCUAG
Messenger RNA from Protopolystoma xenopodis, 222 nucleotides. Lineage: Eukaryota; Metazoa; Platyhelminthes; Monogenea; Polystomatidea; Polystomatidae. The record is from the annotation of a GenBank genome assembly.